Pneumocystis carinii B80 is the source of this 3130-nucleotide messenger RNA. RefSeq lists its product as hypothetical. Bases 38 to 3094 code for a protein of 1018 amino acids. NCBI's taxonomy places the organism in Eukaryota, Fungi, Ascomycota, Pneumocystomycetes, Pneumocystales, Pneumocystaceae. The record is from RefSeq and is a predicted model, not a curated record. The transcript has 5 exons.
GGUUAUAAAAGGAACAUAAAAGAAGUUUAAGAAAAACAUGUUAAAAAUGGAAAAAUUUGAGAGAAACAGGCGUAAUAGCGAUGCUUGGAUGAGGGUUAGAGAGGGUUUAGGUUUAAGAGAACCUAGAGACGCGUUAAGAAGAGGAAAAGAGGGAAUCUUAUUGGGAACAUGGCAUAAAGAAGAACAAGAAGGACAAGAAGGACCUCCGUCACGGAAAUCAUCAGUGACGUCGGAUACAUCUCAGUCAAGUGGACAAACUACAAUAUCAGGGGCAACUACCCCAGAGGAUGAAGUAGAACAACGGGAAAAUGGUUCAGUAGUACUUCAUGGAGGAGUCAUUUCUAUUUCUACACAUGUUGGGCUUUUUCAGAAUAAAAAACAUGAAUAUUUAGUGCUUACAAAUGAAGAAUUAUACAAGUUUAAAUCGCGAAUCAAGGCGGUGAUGGCGUUUCCUUCGAUUGCACCGAUUAACCAAUGUGAUGAGAAAAUAUCAAAAGUCCAUACGAUUCAUGGAAUAUUUAGAAAACAACGUAUGGAAAUGGAUCGACCUUCAUUGUUACUUUGUCGUAUUAUAGCUAUUAGGGAGGUAGGGCCGGCGAGUUUUUCAAUUUAUUAUGAUGAUCCGUUUUUAUCGUCAUCAUCAUUUUCUACGGUGUCGAUUGUUACAUUACAUUAUAGGUCGAGCGAUAUUAUGCGAUGUUGGAUUAUACAUAUUCGAGCAGCAGUGCAGUUACAAUGUGUUUCAGGAGCAUUUUUGUCAUCUAAGCAAUUUGAUUAUGUUAAAAAUUAUAUGAAAUAUUCAUACGAAAAUAAUAUAGUGUCAGAGCAGAAUUUUAAAGCAUUUCGAGUAGUCCAGAAAUUGUCUAAAUCAUCACGGUCUGAUUCUGGACAUGAUGAUAUAACGAAACGAGUUUUUGUACCCCGAAUUCUUGUAAUUGGAACAUAUAGCAUUCAUAUUUUACCUAUUCCAUCUUUGGAAUAUCCGGCAUUUUCUACGAAUACAUUUCGACCUUUUGAUAUACCCACAUAUGGUUUGUUAUCUCUUUCUUCUAUAAUCAUGUCACCCAAUGAUGAUUAUAUGCGCUUAUGGUUUCAGAUUCCAUGUAAUUCGACGAAUUGUCUAGACUUUGCUUCUUGCAAGUCAGACGAGAUUAUGGCUAUUAUAAAAAAGGCGAUUGACCAAUUGCGACCGCAUUGGCCAAAUACGCCUCUUUCUAUAAAUUUGUCUCAAGAUUUUGAAGCAUUAUCUUUAUCUAAAAAAUCUGAAGAUAUUAAAACAAAUAUAGAAAGCUUUCAACAUACUUUAAGAGGCUAUGCUAUAAGUUAUGGAGUUGAUGCAUCUAAUAUUUAUUAUCAAAUUUAUCAGAAAGAUUCUAAAUCAAUAUUUCGCUUGCUACCACCAACACAAUUUGUUUUGAAAAAGUCAUCUAAUAAAGAUUAUUCAUUGCUUGAGCUGCUUGCUGUGUUUCGUUCUUUACGCUAUCAGUCAUUUAAUGAAAUCUCUUUUGUAGAUAUUAAUCUUAGCUGUUUAAAAGCGAAAAAAUAUCGUCAUGAUGAUACCAAUUUUCAUGAAAGAGCUAUACUUAAUUUAAAAGCUGGCUUAGGAAGAGGUUCUGUGCUUCAAGAAGAAUUGCGGGAUUUAGCUAUUUUUAACAAGUCCCUUAUUAAACUUAAUUUAUCUGGUACUAUCCCAAAAGCUUGUAUGUCUAAUGAUUCGGAUGAAAAAGGUUCAGAAGUGGUUGCAGCUUUAAUGCCACUUAAUAGGCAUGAAAUAAUAACACAAGUUCGAUGUUUUAAUUUUUCUAAAAUUGAGUUGGAUUCGGUUGAUGUUGAUUGGCUUUUGGACGCUGUAACAAAUAGACUUACUCGUUUAGAGGGAUUAGAACUUAGUAAAUGUGGUUUAUCAUGUAGAAGCUUGUCUAUUUUGCUUCAAGGUCUUGAAAUUCAACAUAAUACUAUGAUGGUUUUAGAUCUUUCACAUAAUCCAGGAUUGGUUGAAAUUAACGCUUUAAAUGAUACCCUUUCAAAGCUUUCUUAUUUAAAAGUAUUACGACUAGGCUAUUGUAUAUUUGAUCUUCCUGAAACCUUUAUUCAACCUCAAUCACUUUAUUCUUUACGACUUCAUGAGCUUUGCUUAGAUGGUAUUAUAUUGUCAGAAACUAUCAUAUAUUUGAUAUCUCUAUAUCUCUCUGAUUAUGCUUCUUUUUCCCUUAGAAUUCUUUCAUUAAAAUCUUGUGGAAUAACAGGGACUAAUUUUGCAAAGAUACUUAACGCUAUUAAUCUUGUGGAUCAACCACGAGAUGAAAGAUUGCAAAUACUUGCAGGAGAUAAUAGAUUAUUUGAUGGUCAUGAUGAAAUUGUUUCUUCUAUUUUAAUGGGACGUGGUCCUGCAAGAAUUUCAAUAGCUAGUCUUGAUUAUUCAUCAGAAGAACAAUUUCAAUAUCUUUUAAAGGCUAUUACUGUAUCUAAACAUAUAUCUCAUUUAGAUAUAUCUAGAAUUGGGCUCCCAUAUGAAGCUUCUAAAGAAACUUGCAAAUAUUUAGCUGAGCUUUUUGAGAAAAAUACUUCUCUGAAAGAAUUAGAUUUGACAGGUGAAAUAGGUUUGCUUCAGACCACUGGUUUUGGUAGCGGGAUUGCUCAAUCACUAAAAUCCUUGGAAAAAAAUAAAUCUCUUGAAGUUUUAAAAAUUGAAGGAAAUUCAAUAAAAGAAAAGGGUGCGGAAAUAAUAGCCAAUGUACUUUUGGUAAAUACAACGCUUCGUAGAAUUGAUCUUGAUAAAAACAUGAUUAGUUUCAAAGGGUUUAGCGCUAUUGUUUCAGCAAUGGCAACAAAUUCAACUGUUAUAAAAUUGUCCCCUCUUAUACAUGAUUAUGAACAUCAUUUAUUACAUAUAUCUAUCGAUUCAAAUGCUGCCCUCAAAUCUAAAACUACUUUUUCUUCUGUUAAAAAGCGACAUUCUAUAUGUUCUAAGGAUUUAAAUCUAAUUAGAGAAUCACUUAAAGGUACUUCUAAGGUUUUGAAAGAACAAUGGAAUAGAGAAGCAAUGAAAUUAGAAUCUUAUCUUACACGAAAUCGAUUAAAGCUUAACACAUAAGAAACGCUAAUGCUUAUAUUAAUUUAGAAUUACCAU